CAUAGUGUUGUCCAGACCACCAGGGUGCUGGCUGCAGCUGUCGCGGAGAGGAGCAAGGCAGCGGGGUGAUGGCUCGGUGGGCUUCAAGCUCCGAUUCGCUGACGUCUGUGCUUGCACUCGAAAAGCUUCAGUUGGUGUCGCAUGCUCUACUCGAAGCUUCUCUUGCCAUCACACACGUAUACAACACGCGGCAUCUGCCCUCCUUGUCCAUCUCUGCCGCCACUGGUCAAUCGCUCUUCACCGCCAGCCCAUUGACCGCCAGCCCAUUGACCGCCACCCCAUUGACCGCACCCCAUUGAUCGCGCCCUAUCGACCGCACCCCAACCACCACCAUGCCGCCAACCCACCACAUAUCCAGCACCUCGCGCGCCCUCUACCGCGUCUUCGUCCUCCCCAACCUGCGCAGCACCACCUCCGGCAUCCCCGUCCAGUUCGCGCCCGCCUUCGCGCCCACCUACGGCCCCCCGUCCAUCACCGUAAACCCUCUCAGCCAGAACCAAGUGCGGAACAAGAGCUACGCAAAGAGAGACACCCGCCGCCACGCCCUCUCGGAUUACUACACAAUCGACAGCGCCAUCACAGCGCCGCGGGUCAAUUUCGUCGAUGCGGAGGGAAGGUUCUUCGAGGAUGUGGCGACGCUGGAUGCGCUGAACAGCUUCAACAAGGUCACACAUCACCUGGUGCAAGUCACGCCGGGGAGGGUGGAUGAAUUCGGCGUCCAGGACCCAGACCACCCGCCAGUAUGCCGUGUCGUUUCGAAAAUCGACCUCCGCGCCCAACACGAGCGCAAAGUCGACGCCGCGCGCAAACAAGCCAAGGGCAUCACGGGCCCGCCGCAGAAGAACCUGGAGCUGAACUGGGCCAUCGGGGGAGGCGAUCUGAAGCACAGGUUGAACAAAUUGCAGGAUUUCUUGUUGGAGGGACGGAGGGUGGAAGUGCUCCUGGGGCCGAAGAAGAAGGGGAGGAAGGCGACGGCUGAGGAGGCGAGUGCGGUGCACAAAGCUAUUAUGGCUGCGGCGGACGAGUGCAAGGGCGCGAAGGAGGUCAAGAGGGAGGGGGCUGUGGGGGCGGUGCUGACGAUUGUGUUUGAGGGGAAGAAGGCUGACGAGGAGAAGAAGAAGGUUGACGAGAAGAAGAAGAAGAAGAGCGAGGAGUGAGGUGAACUUUGGGGUGGAUCAGAUCCAUCCACCCAUCCAUCCAUCCCUCCAUCCCUUGAAUGAAGAAGACCGAGGCACAGCUGCGAGUCUCGAGCCCAGCCUAGGCCGCAAUGCGCAUCACCAAGCCGCGAGAGGUAUUCGCGAACACAAAGCGAAGGCUGAGAAGUCUCUUCGU
Messenger RNA from Macroventuria anomochaeta, 1332 nucleotides. RefSeq lists its product as uncharacterized. Gene Ontology annotation, molecular function: ribosome binding; translation initiation factor activity. NCBI's taxonomy places the organism in Eukaryota, Fungi, Ascomycota, Dothideomycetes, Pleosporales, Didymellaceae. Gene Ontology annotation, biological process: mitochondrial translational initiation; ribosome disassembly. Gene Ontology annotation, cellular component: mitochondrion. The transcript has a single exon. Bases 333 to 1157 code for a protein of 274 amino acids. The record is from RefSeq and is a predicted model, not a curated record.